Molecule: messenger RNA, 2238 nt
Organism: Otolemur garnettii (small-eared galago)
Lineage: Eukaryota; Metazoa; Chordata; Mammalia; Primates; Galagidae
Gene: ZDHHC6
Product: zinc finger DHHC-type containing 6
Exons: 11
Coding region: 507-1748 (413 amino acids)
Biological process (GO): protein palmitoylation
Cellular component (GO): Golgi apparatus
Molecular function (GO): protein binding; palmitoyltransferase activity
Source: RefSeq, a predicted model, not a curated record
CGCCCGGGACUGAGCGCUAGAAUGUUGGCGAGAGCGCGGGCGGAGAGACGCACAGGUGGUAGCAGGUCCUGGUUCCAGUCUCUUGCAUUUGCUUUCUGCUCACCCUGAACUGUGGUUUAAGACGGAGUCAUCCCAGGAGGAGAGAUUCUAUUCCGGGUGAGCCCAGACCGCCCCGGAUAUGCGAUAGCUGAGGUUGCGUUUCAAACCAAAAUACUGGAUUCUCCUACUGGAUUCUCUACUUUUGUUAAGAGCUUGGAGUGCUUAACAGUGAAAAUGGCAUAAUCUGGUUAACAUUUCACGACUUGAAGGCAUGACAAUUAAAGAACACACAUGGACUUGUGGCUCAUGGAAAUGUGUGCACAGAAAAAGGAAAUCUGUAAUUAUUUAAAAGUAGGAAGGCAUGACAAUUAAAGAACACACACGGACUUGUGGCACAUGGAAAUGUGUGCACAGAAAAAGGAAAUCUGUAAUUAUUUAAAAGUAGGAAGGCAUUCUUCCUCUCCAAAAUGGGUACAUUCUGCUCAGUGAUCAAGUUUGAAAAUCUCCAAGAAUUAAAGAGACUAUGUCACUGGGGUCCCAUCAUAGCCCUUGGUGUUAUAGCAAUAUGUUCUACAAUGGCCAUGAUUGACUCUGUGUUGUGGUACUGGCCCUUACAUACAACUGGAGGAAGUGUGAAUUUCAUUAUGUUGAUAAAUUGGACUGUCAUGAUUCUUUAUAAUUACUUCAAUGCAAUGUUUGUUGGUCCUGGAUUUGUCCCUCUGGGAUGGAAACCGGAAAAUUCUCAGGAUACCGUGUAUCUCCAGUAUUGUAAAGUCUGCCAAGCAUACAAGGCACCACGUUCUCAUCACUGUAGAAAAUGUAACAGAUGUGUGAUGAAGAUGGACCAUCACUGUCCUUGGAUCAACAACUGUUGUGGUUUCCAAAAUCAUGCUUCGUUCACACUGUUUCUUCUUUUAGCACCGCUGGGUUGUAUCCAUGCUGCUUUCAUUUUUGUUAUGACUAUGUACACACAGCUUUAUAAUCGGCUCUCCUUUGGAUGGAGCACAGUGAAGAUUGACAUGAGUGCAGCCCGGAGAGACCCUGUUCCAAUCAUUCCAUUUGGAUUAGCUGCAUUUGCUGCCACCUUGUUUGCCUUGGGAUUAGCUUUAGGAACAACCAUAGCUGUUGGGAUGUUGUUUUUUAUCCAGAUGAAAAUAAUUCUCGGAAAUAAAACAUCUAUUGAAUCAUGGAUUGAAGAGAAGGCUAAAGAUCGAAUUCAGUAUCACCAACUAGAUAAAGCCUUUGUUUUUCCCUAUGAUAUGGGAAGUCGAUGGAAGAACUUCAAACAGGUAUUUACGUGGUCAGGGGUUCCUGAAGGAGACGGACUGGAAUGGCCCAUAAAAGAAGGCUGUCACCCGUACAGCUUAACAAUAGAACAGUUGAAACAAAAAGCAGAUAAAAGAGACAGAAGUGUUCGCUAUAAAGUAAUAGAAGAUUAUAAUGGUGCCUGCUGUCCUUUGAAUAAAGGAAUCAAAACCUUCUUCACAAGCCCCUGCACCGAAGAGCCUCGAAUACAGCUACAGAAGGGGGAGUUCAUUUUAGCCACAAGAGGCUUACGAUACUGGUUGUAUGGAGACAAAAUUCUUGAUGAUUACUUCAGAGAAGGUGUUUCGAGAAUAAGAGGAUGGUUCCCUAGAAACUGUGUGGAAAAGUGCCCCUGUGAUGCUGAAGCAGAUCAAGCCCCAGCAGACGAGAAGAAAAACAGAUAGCUGCUAUGAAAAUCAAAUUAUUCUUUCAGUCUGCUCCAUUACUUGAAAAUCUUACAUAUUACUAAAGAAUUAUGCAAUGAGCCUACUCUGGUUAAGGUGUUCUUUUCCUCAAAAGUGCCCUAGUGCCAUGAUUUAAAUAUUUUUGUUACCAUUUUGAAAUGGAGAAGCCAUUCUGCAUAUGCCUUUGAAUUCCUGCCUAUCACCUCUUCUUCCCUCCACAAGGAAAAACAUUUCAUCCAAGUAAGUUAAUUGCAUUUUCCAUAGGAUUUUUUAUGAACUGCACUCUGGACCUCACCUGCAGAUAGACUUCUCCCUUUGCCAGGAGCAUCUGCAUGUGAUACUUUUGUCUUUCCUUCACUUGAUAUUUCUUAAAUGAUAUUCGAGAUACUAUAGAACUCAAUUUGUCAGAUUCAGUAUAAGCUCAAAUUUUGUUACCUGUCUUUUAAUAAUGCAGAUUUUGUCAACUCAAAGUCAUGGAUGUUCUUUAUAA